Molecule: messenger RNA, 3852 nt
Organism: Alternaria incomplexa
Lineage: Eukaryota; Fungi; Ascomycota; Dothideomycetes; Pleosporales; Pleosporaceae
Exons: 9
Coding region: 1-3852 (1283 amino acids)
Molecular function (GO): carboxylic ester hydrolase activity
Source: RefSeq, a predicted model, not a curated record
AUGAUACGACCAACCCUCCUUUCCGCUAUCCGCCUCAAUGCCUUGCCCAAUACCUCGAAACGCGCCUUCUCCCUCCUAAACCCCACGUCGCGCUCGCACACCAACCGCAUCUUCGACCCCAUUCGCCAACCCAAUGACCUGCACACACUCACACUCCUCAACGCAUCCGACAACCGCUCCCUAAUAACAUUAUGGACCGCAACGUGGUGUCAGACCUGCCAAGCCAUCAAGCCGCUCAUCCGCCAACUCAUCGAAGAAGAAAAGAUUGGGGAGCGGGAAGGCGGACUGGGCUUUGUGGAAGUGUUGAUGGACAGCACGUUGAUUGAGGAUUUGCCUAUAAAAUACCGCAUCAGUAGUAUGCCGACGCUAUUGGCGUUUUCAAGACAGGAGGCGCAAUUUGAUACGAGGUUGACGCGGCCCGAGGAGAUGCGGAAUAAGGACUUUUUGAGGGAGUGGUUGGUUAGGGAGGCGCAGAGGGGAGGGAGGAUGGGCGGUGGUGGGGGCAGUAUGUUUGAUCAAGACUACGAGGCCGCCGUCGUGAAGGGUACUAGGCUGCUCCAGAUCCUGGCCGCGAAGGAUAAGACACAAGUUCAAAGCGCAUAUGAGGAGGUACAAGAACUAGCCCAACAUGGCUAUCUUCUAAAGCCUCAAGACAAAUUCUUUGAAAUCGACUGUAUUGCCGACGCGCUCUACGAUCUGGGUGUCAGCGACCAAAUGGUGUAUGAUGGCGGAGAGAAUAUCAGAACACAUCAUGUGCAUGACCGCGACGGAGCAGAAGCGACAGAAGACGAUACAAUAACACAUGGCUACUUUUCUCAAGUCAGCAACCCACACUCUGGUGUCUUGAUCGCAGACAGUAAUCUUAGUCCCGCACAUGCAGCGAAGUUCGAUGACGAAGGGGAAGAAGAAGCCAUAGAACUACCGUCACUGCGAUACUGGUCAGACGUAGCGUUUCUACAAUACCUUUCUUCUUUCCCCGAACCACCUAUACGGCCGAUCCCGCUCAACUACGUCUUCCGCGUUCAGAUUCAGAAUGCUGAGACGUCUCUGGUGCUCAAUAAGAUUAUCAGUAACCAUGUUACGUUUACAUACGAGAUCCCGGCAACGCAUUAUGAGGCGGCUUACAAGAAAGGUCUAUUGCUGUUUCAGAUGCUGGAAGCUAGCUUUGGUGAGCUCGGUAAUUUACUCAAAAACACAGAUACGCCAACUGAAAGCGAAUACCUCAAAUACGAAGAUCUCUUGGAGAACAAUUGGGUUGAGCGGUCCUCCAGGGACGAUUCCAAAAUUCUGGCGCGACUGUUGGAGGACCUUGGAAUCAAUACUUCAAGUAAUAUCCCUGUUUCACAUGAACACCACGGCGUUGCACCAAUAGAAGAAUCGCUACAAGAAGGACUUGAGAUGCAGAUACGCUUCGACUCAGUCAUCAACACUUCCGGUGGUACGAUUGCAGCCAUGAACACGUACAGUCCUAUGCAUGAUUGGAGAAAAGCGAAAGCGGAUGCCGAGAACGUUCUACUAGAACAAGCCGGCCACAAGUCUACGGAGAAAAAUAACGUCGGCGAUGACGUCCCUAGCCUGAAUAAUCUGGACUACAAGACUGCCAUGGUCAAAGGCAAGAAGAUGUUCCAAGUGAUGCAUGGCGAAUCUGCUGUCACGCGAAGCCCAUGCUUCACGCCCGAAGAAGUAAGAGCAAUGGGAUACAAGAGAACAAUAAGGCUUCCAUCUAUCUCUGACCUGUCGAAAAAGCUGGACAGUCUCGGUGAUCAAAGUUCUAACUCUCACUUCAUCAAUGUUACAGACGAUUACACGAGAGAUGUUAUUACUGGCGAAACACUUGUCGCGAGCGACGUGAGAUUCAUGUCCGAUAUCAACGUUGAAGCGGGAAUUCUCGUAGCAAUCUGCAACUACAGCCCGACAUACAAGGCCAAGAGGUUGAACUCGCCGGCGGCCGCCAUGUUACCCUCGCUGAAGCACUGGUCCGAUAUAGCCUUCCACCAAUGGGCCCAUUCUCAACGCACCCAGGAAGGCAUACGUAAUCUCAAGUUCAUCCACUGCUGGGUACAGCACACGGCGCAGGUGUAUCUUGGCUACUUGCGCAGCAUCGAGACCAACUUGGCCAAAAGUGCCGCCGACAUGUUCUCGUCUUUUACAUUGGGCUCCAUUGGUCUUCUGCUCUUAACCAGCGGCGCGACGACAACCUGGGCAGACUAUGCGUCCGGACACGAUGUACCAACCGCAACUGUCGACGCGGGUGUCAUAGUUGGGAAGAUCACCUCACUUCCUCAUGCACUUGGACCAGUGCAUCAGUUUCUAGGUGUGCCCUUUGCAUCACCACCCGAAAGAUUCUCUCCACCGCGAGCUGCAGAACCCUUCCAAGAGCCAGUCAAUACCACCGAGUUCAAACCAGCAUGUAUCCAACAAUUUCGAUACCCGCUGUCAAGUUCACAGUUCACGCAGGCUGUCUUCAAUAACCCGCCACCUGAAGAGUCGGAGGAUUGCUUAUACCUCAAUGUCUAUGCACCAUCGACUCCCGCGGGCGGCAAUGGCAGGGCUGUAAUGUUCUGGAUCUACGGUGGCUCACUGCAGUUCGGUAACGCUGGUCAAGAACAAUAUGACGGAAGCAGUUUCGCAGCAUACGAGGAUGUCAUCGUUGUGACGACGAACUACAGAACGAACGUAUUCGGCUUCCCUGCUUCACCAGAGCUACCACUAGCGGAACGCAAUCUUGGCUUCCUUGACCAGCGCUUUGCCCUCGAGUGGGUGCAGCAAAACAUCCACGCUUUUGGCGGCGAUGCAUCCAAAGUCACCAUCUUCGGCGAGAGCGCGGGUGCUUUCUCGAUCGAUGCGCUCCUGACCAGCUUCCCAAAAGAGAGUUCACCACCAUUCCGGGCCGCCAUCCUACAAAGUGGGCAGUACAGCUAUCGCGCAGCUCCUGCAACAUCAAGCAUACCCGCUUGGAACAACCUCACAGCGACGCUCGGGUGCCCGGGGACAUAUGGGAGCAACUUGACAUGUGUAAGAGCAGCGAACACAACGACUGUGCAAACCAUCAUCAACCAGAACUCACUCGUGUUCAAUCCAGUCGCUGAUAACACCACUUUGGUAUCAAACCCAGCAGCACAACGCCUAAGCGGCGAUAUCACGCAUAUACCAGUACUAGGAGGUACAAACAGCCAAGAAGGCCGCGUCUUCUCAGUCGGCCAAACAAACGUUACUGCCUACCUGCAAGCGACCUUCGGAGCCGCACCAGCACUCAUUCCCGCAAUCGAGGCUGCAUACCCAAUCGGUAGCAACGGUCUGACCAACGGCUAUGACGUCAUCUCACAGAUUGUCACUGAGAUCACAUUUCAGUGUCCACAAGCACUAUGGGCCAAUGCGACAGCAUCUAUUGGUAUCCCCACCUGGCGCUACUACUUCAACGCCUCUUUCGCCAACACGCAAGCUUUUCCCCAGCUCGGAGCGUAUCACGCUUCUGAAAUCCCUCUCGUGUUCCGCACAUACCCCCUUGCUAAUACGACGACGCAAGAGUACGCCUUGGCACAGUUUAUGCAAAGUACAUGGGCCAAGUUCGCGAAGAACCCAUAUGCCGGACCUGGAUGGAAUGCUGUUGGUACGGGUGCUGAGGGUAAUGUCUUGGUUGGUGCCUACGACUUUGUGGCAGGUGGAGUGUAUCAGGACCAGAAUGCCACUGCCGUAGAAGGAGAUUGGAACUUGGGUGUUCUCGGCGAUGUUGGAGAUGUGAGGGGAAGCGGUGUCACUGUGCUGCCGCAGUCCGAUCUUGAUUACAGAUGUAGUCUCUUUAGGCCUAUCUUUGAGGCUAAUGUGGGUCCGCAAGGUAUACCUCCAUCUUGA